Molecule: messenger RNA, 2238 nt
Organism: Oxyura jamaicensis (ruddy duck)
Lineage: Eukaryota; Metazoa; Chordata; Aves; Anseriformes; Anatidae
Gene: ZAR1
Product: zygote arrest 1
Exons: 4
Coding region: 16-1116 (366 amino acids)
Biological process (GO): translation
Cellular component (GO): cytoplasm
Molecular function (GO): mRNA base-pairing post-transcriptional repressor activity
Source: RefSeq, a predicted model, not a curated record
GGUGGGCCCGGCGCGAUGUCGGAGGAGGCGAUGGAGAGCUACCUGUACGCCGCCUACCCGCCGUACUCGUACCGCUACCCGCAGCCCAAGGGCAAGGCGGGGGCUGCGGGCGGCUGGCGGCCCAGGGGGGGCGGCUACUUCUCGGCCUACGGGGAGGCGGCGGCGGCGGCGGCCGAGUACUUCGACAACUACCAGCGGGCGCAGCUGAAGGCCAUCCUGUCGCAGGUGAACCCCAACCUGACGCCGCGGCUCCGCAAGGCCAACACCAAGGAGGUGGGCGUCCAGGUGAACCCGCGGCAGGACGCCUCGGUGCAGUGCUCCCUCGGGCCCCGCACGCUGCUGCGCCGCCGGGCCGGCCCCGCCAGGCUCCGCGAAGCGGAUCCGGAGCAGGAUGCGGAGCAGGAUGCGGAGCGGUACGCGGAGCAGGAGCAGGGCAGCCCCGCCACCACCAGCACCCGCGCCGUGCGCUUCCCCCGCACCAUCGCCGUGUACUCGCCCAUGGCGUCCCGCAGGCUCACCGCCUUCCUCGAGGAGCCCGAGCAGGAGCCCCCGGCCGUCGGGGAGGAGGCGGCCGACAAGCAGCAGCGGGAGGCGGAGGCGGCCGCCGUGCGGGCCAGCUGGGAGAAGCCCCCCGAGGGCGAGGCCAAGGCUGAGGCCGAGCCGCUGGGGCAGCGCCCGGCCGCCGCCCCGGGGCCGGAGGGGAGCCGGGAGAAGGAGGAGAAGGAGCCGGAGGCGCGGGCGGAGCCGCCGGCAGCCGCUCAGAAGCGGGAGGCGGCCCCGGGCAAGACCCGGCUGCGCUUCCAGUUCCUGGAGCAGAAGUACGGCUACUACCACUGCAAGGACUGCAACAUCCGCUGGGAGAGCGCCUACGUCUGGUGCGUGCAGGGCACCAACAAGGUCUAUUUCCGCCAGUUCUGCCGGACCUGCCAGAAGUCCUACAACCCGUACCGCGUAGAGGACAUCACCUGCCAGAGCUGCAAGCAGACGAGGUGCACCUGCCCCGUGAAGCUGCGCCACGUGGACCCCAAGAGGCCCCACCGCCAGGACCUCUGCGGGAGGUGCAAGGGGAAACGCCUCUCCUGCGACAGCACCUUCAGCUUCAAGUACAUUAUCUGAGGGGAUGGGGGUUUGCAUUGGUUUCGGGGCUCUUCUACGAGGCUGCAAGUAGAGCAGAGGUUUUUUGUUGUUGCUGUUAUUGUUUGAAGGUACUUAGCGAGGUGUAGCUGGGAAAGCAUGUGAUUAAAAGUAUUGCAAAGCACUCUCAGGUGAUCAGGUGGGUUUGUGCCCAGCUCAGAGGGUUGCAACUUCCAUAACUUGCAUAAGGAAGCAGCCUACAACUAAUGUUUUGCAUAUUAGUGAUGGUCUUGGCAUCACAGUCUUGAUGGUAGCACCUUGUAGAAUGUCAUAUGGGAAAGGACAUCUGUUACUCCUCCUGCACUUGAAGUUCAACCACUUGAACACCAAAACAACACUUAGAGUAGGCAGUAGAGAAUCACUAGUGAACAAAAUGCUCAGCUGUAUUCACUUACUGGGCAUGCUGGAACUCCAUGUAGCAAGUCUCCUGUACCUGCUGUUCAUCUCUGGCUAAUGAUUGAGAGAAGUGCUCUGUGAAAGCCAGGCUGCUUCUGCUGGCACAGCUGGUUUGUGCCUGGCUUGGGGAUGGUCUUGAGUUGUAGACUAGGGCCAAAAAUGCUUGUGGUGGUCCUGAUGUGUCUUCAGGGACAGCUCUCACAACUCCCCGGGGAAGGGAGUCACUGAUGUUACAGGCUUCUGCUAAAUAGAUCACACUUUACUUCCACUUGGUUAUCAGAUGUGACCCUUCACAGGCUCAAAAGCUUGACACUGCAUCUGCCUGGCUUCCUUUUGUACCUGCAGAUGACACACAAAGGGCUGUGUACUUGGUGGCUUACACUUAGAUCUAGAGAUGGUUUUCCUGUCUCCUGUCAGGAAAGGACCAAACCCCUGCACCCUGCUGGGGCUGGGUUUGGAACUGGGAGUUCAUGGUAUAGUGAAGGCAGAACCAGCAGUGUCCAAAGCCUGUCUUUGCUGUCAAGGGCAGUGGCCUCAGCAGAGAGGCAGCAGCAUUACUGGCUGACUGGCACCACAGAACUGCCACCUGGACAGACUCAUGAAUUGGUAAAAACAUACGCCCUCUGCCUCAUAGCUAAGGAGCUGGGUAAACUGAUGGAACAUGUCAUUUUCUGAGAAUGCUAAUAAAGCUGUUAACUUUGAAAUUAA